GAUUUAUUAAUAUUGAUUUUUAAAAAUGGGGCUUAAAAUUUUAGUUUCCCUCCUUCUUCUCAAUUUUUGCUUGGCAUACGAUCCUUCUACUGUUGAUGUUCAUAUCGUAUGCCAUUCUCACACAGAUGCAGGAUGGUACCAAACAUACGAUUCUUACUUUAAUGAGAAAGUAGUGAGAAUCCUUAACUCGACGAUUGAAGCAGUGCAUUCAAACAAAUCUUACAAAUUCAACUGGGCAGAUACGAGUUUCCUUGCAAAAUGGUAUAGAGAGACAGCCAAACCUGAAGAGAGACAGAAGCUCCAUGAUAUUGUCAAUGAUGGCAGAUGGCAGUUCAUGGGUGGUGGCUGGGUCAUGAAUGAUGAGUCACUCACUGUGUAUAAAAACGCAAUGCUUCAGAUAGAAACAGGUAUCAAAUUUUUGGAAGAGACAUUCAAUGUUAGGCCUCGAAUAGGCUAUCAGAUUGAUCCGUUUGGAAAUUCUGCAGUUACUCCAAGUAUUCUCUCAGCUCUUGGAUAUGAAGGAGUGGUGUUAAGCAGAAUCGGGACAACAUUUGAUUGGGAUCUAGAAACCUCUGAAAAUUCAGAGUUCAUUUGGGAAGGUUCAGAUUUUGAUGAUAAGAGUGAUGGUAAGCCCAUCCUAGCCCAUCACCUAGUCAGAUCUAAAUAUCAGCCACCAGACGAGUUUAAAUUCAGAUCAACUUCAUUUCCAUUCUGGGUUCAUCCAAGAGUGAUGUGUUCAAACAAGGAAGAACUAAAUGAAAACUACAAAGACUGAAUCAAGCUUUUCUGGGAUGAAGUGGUUCAUCCAUCUUUAACAGGCCAUAGGCACAACAAAGUCCUGUCUAUUUUCGGAGAGGACUUUGCAUUUGAUUAUGCUUCUUACAGCCUUGAUUACAUUGAUGAAUUCAUAAAAGUUAACAAAGAACAUUUUGAAGAAGUUACUGGCAAAAAGAUAAAUAUAUUCUAUAGUACUGUCAAUGAAUAUUUUGAUGCAGUAAAGAACUUUAACAAUGGUGAUAUUGAGUUCCCUACCUAUAAAGGCGAUUUCCUUCCAUAUGUACAACUUGACCAAGGUACUUUUGACCACUGGGUUGGAUAUUACAGCUCUACGCCUUCUCUAAAGCAAAUGAUACGACAUUUAUUCCAAAGAGUGAGGUCAUUAAAAUUGGAAACUGUUCUUGGAUAUUUAAAGAAUAACGCAACCAAGACUAACGAUGAUAAGAUAAGAGAAAUUCAGGAAGAAGCUUCAAUAAUGAUGCAUCAUGAUGCCAUUACAUCAACAUCCCCAGAUUGGACAUUGAAGGAUUAUGCUGAAAGAAUCAAAUUAACUGAGAAAAAGAUAGAUGUAAUUGAAGGAGAACUUCUCAAGACCUUUACUACAAGUCCUACUUAUGAUCAUUCAGGCAAAAACAAAGGAUCGUUAAGUGGAACAAAGCUACUCACUGUGUUCAAUCCUUUAGGAUACUCUAGGACAGAGUUGGCUAAUUUUACUACUUCAACAGAGUAUGUCCAGCUGUACAACUCUGAUGGUGAAAUUGUUGAUAAAGCUGAAUUAUAUGUAGAAUAUCUUGCUCAAUAUACAAACACUACUAUAAACACAACAGUGAGAGAAUACAUUGUAGUAUUCGAAGGAGAAUUCCAACCUUUAUCGAUGACCAAGUACUUUUAUAAAGAACUCAAAAAUCGUUCUGAGUGUAAUGAUAAGUGUGUCAGAGUCCUCCAAACGCAGACUCCAAAUGGCAACUCAGAUAUGAAGAUUGAAAACUCCCAUGUUGAGAUUGAAAUUAAGAGGGAACAGCUGAUCUCAUCUUACAAGGAUAAAUGGAGUGGAAUUUCCAUAGACUUCCCAACAACAAUGCAUACAUAUCCAGGAAAUAAAGGAGAAACAACCUCCGGAUUAUACAUAUUCAACCCUAUUAGGAGUUCUACUGAAAGAAAAUUGAUACCUCAACUUAGAAACAUUCAAGAAGGAAAACUAGUCACAAUUGUUCAUUCAUUUUACAAGCUAGAGGAUACAAAUACCACAAUGGCUCAGUCUAUCACUCUAAAUCAGUGCUCUAAUUUUGCUAUGCAAAGGUCAGUCCGAGUCACGACUAAGAUGUAUUCUGAAGAACUGUAUGAAUUUACAAUGAGAUCAAAUCUCAAUGAAACAUUUGAUCAAGAUUAUACUAAAAUAUAUGCAGAUAAUGGUGCAGACAAUCAACUGAAACAGUUCUAUACCUACCAUGAAGCAAAGAAGUUCAACCUAACCAAGAAUGAGAAGAGUUAUGUAGGCUUAAAUGGCAUAGCAAGCAUUUAUGGUACAGCUUUGAGAUCUGAAAAUGAUACCUUCUUUGGAUUUGUAAAUUCUAACUCUAUUCUUGUGAACCCGAUCACUAAGAAUCAUUAUGAGAUCAUUCUGAUGAGAAAUACUGAUUAUUAUGACGAUAAAGGAAUUGUUGAUCCCCUAAUUGACAAAAACAUUGAAACUUUCGAUCAAAUACUAUUCGCAGUUGAAGGUGUACAGCAAUUCACUACUGUUCAGAAGGAACUCAGUGUCAUACUAAAUGAUAAACUCCAAGUUCGUAAAACUGAUACAGAUUUUAAAACCAGCAUGGAUACUAAAACUGAUAAAAUUCUCCCUAACCCAGGGAUCUCUGCUGGAUUUGGGGAUGUUGACAUCAUCGACGUCUCUAUUAACAAAGACUUUCCAAAAUACCUAAACUGGCAACUCAGGAGCAGGAUGCCCUUCAACAUCAGCCUUCACCCCUCCUUCAAAAUCCACUCUCACUACCCCAAAGGAGUCGAACUCAACACUAACCCCCCUUUCAAGUCCAACAAAGACCUCUCUACCCCUCUUCUUACAAAACGUGCUGCUUACAAAACUCUAAUUUCUGACUUCAAUAGCAGCAUGUCGUUCCCUACAUUCUCCAGUAACACAACCAAGGAUGUAUUGUUUGGGUAUAUUUCUGUGAAGACUCCAGUUGAGCCCUUCCAGGGGAAUUUAGAUGCUGAGAAUAUUUCGUACUUGGAUUUGGACACUUUAAAGAAAAUGAGAGAGAGUGAGAAUGAGGGUGGCGAGGAGAAGCCAGUUGAUGGUACCUAUCCAACCCCCUCUUCAUCAGACCCAAAACCCCCUACAGACCCCUUCCAAGAAACUCAUGACCCAGGGUAUAGUCAUGAUGAGAAUACUGGAGUUUAUAAGUACCAUCAUAGAGUAUGUGACAAUAAAGAUAUUGAGAUGUCUACUCUUGUGUGGGGAUUCAUUAAGAUGUUCGGGAUUUUCUUGGUGAUUGGAAAUGUGGUACUGGGAGCUAGCCUGGUUUAUUUGAAGAGAAUCAAGAGAACACAAAUUCAUAGGUAUGUUAUGUAUUAAAAUGUCAAUGCUGAAU
This is a messenger RNA of Moneuplotes crassus, 3371 nucleotides long. The record is from the annotation of a GenBank genome assembly. NCBI's taxonomy places the organism in Eukaryota, Ciliophora, Spirotrichea, Euplotida, Euplotidae.